Molecule: messenger RNA, 879 nt
Organism: Symbiodinium natans
Lineage: Eukaryota; Dinophyceae; Suessiales; Symbiodiniaceae
Source: the annotation of a GenBank genome assembly
AUGUCACUCCGCGUUCAUGUCUCGCUUUUGAGCGGGCGUGAUGUGACCCUGGAGGCGGCCGAAGGGGAUUCUUCGGAAACGUUGGCCCAGCGCGCACAGACCGCGCUGGGGGUCGGAAAGGGCCGGUUGCGAGGCCCCAGCGGCGAAGUUUCGCCGAAGCGCCCUCGACUGCAGGAAGGCGACGCACUGACCCUGGAAGUCGUUCAGACGCGCGCCACCACGAAGGAGGAUGGCUUGGUGGCAUGGGGCGGCCGCCCCGAUGAGUUCGUUGAUCCUUCCACAUCCGACCAGGUUGUGUGCACGCUUGGAGCUUCUGCAGCCAUUCUCCCCGACGGCACCGUUCGCGCUUGGGGCGACCCGGAUUGCGGAGGGGAUAUUACAGCGGUGAAGGAUCAGCUUAAGAACAUCGUGUGUCUCGAGGCGAGCUUCGGCUCAUUUGCGGCCGUGCGGAGUGAUGGAACGGUGGUUUGCUGGGGAGAGGAGUUUCAGUCUCGCUUCUUUACCAUCGCCAUCUUCGCCUGCGCCGGGGGCUCUGCAGUGCUGCAGGCUUUGAGCUUCGUGGUCGCCCCCCGGACCUCAUUUGCGACCUCAUUUGCGACCUCAUUUGCGACCUCAUUUGCGACCUCAUUUGCGACCUCAUUCAUUUGCGACCUCAUUUGCGACCUCAUUUGCGACCUCAUUUGCGACCUCAUUUGCGACCUCAUUUGCGACCUCAUUCGCGACCUCAUUCACGACCUCAUUUGCGACCUCAUUUGCGACCUCAUUUGCGACCUCAUUUGCGACCUCAUUUGCGACCUCAUUCGCGACCUCAUUUGCGACUUCAUUUGCGACCUCAUUUGCGACCUCAUUUGUGACAUGACUCUUCGACUCACCGCCUAG